GUGAACGCCGUAACUCACGCCGGGACGCGGAGCAGAGAAUGCCAGAGAUUCGAGUGAAUGUCGAGUCGAGAACGGUUAUAGAUCAGUUCUGAGUUGUUUGCGGCUCUCCGUUGGAAAGUAUCUCCGUGUAUCUCUCUGAAAGAGGAGAAAGAAAACGGAAGCGUAGUGACAAUACGCGAAAGGGAUUAAACGACAAGCGAAGGGAAGGAAGCGGCAGAAGAGUCGAAGAGGAGCCAGUAACAGGUGGGACAGUAUUAAAGCAAUCGGAUGGAUCAAGGAUUCCCGGGGCAGCACACCACCACCACCACGGUGACGAGUACCACCAUGACGACUGAACCCACUAUACGGUUCGAUAAGUCGUAUAUUAGAACAUGGUCUGGCAUGUUAAAAUUGGCAGAAGUGGGACUAAAUCUCUUAGGAUUUAUAUCCAUAACGAUGUCGGUAUACAGCAGCCACAGCCGGGGAGCAUGGUUCAAUACCGUGGCUAUGAGUGGCUUCUGGUUGACAGGCAUUCUUCUCAUUCUCUACCUGUUCCACAUUGUGGAGAAAUUCGCCAGGAUCCCUUGGCUUAAACUUGAAUUUAUAUACUGCACGGUAUGGACCUUGUUCUAUUUGCUGGCCGCUUCCCUAGUAGUUUCUUUCACACCUUACUCGGAAGCUUUUGUUACUGCUGCGUUCUUCGGAUAUUGCGCAAUGUUCGUGUACGGCUACGACGCUUGGCUGAAGUUUAAGGCGGUAAUGAGCGGGGGUUUGGCGCAGGGCCAGAGCAUACCGAAACAAUUGUCUGGCGUUACCAGUCCAGCGUAUUAGAUACUCAGGAGAGAAAAGGGCCCACGGUAGGAUGGACCACAUCGGUUGAUCGACUGGAACGAUCGAUCGAUCAACACAUAUCGUUACCUUCGUGCGGGGCCAGUCCUUUUUGUAAUUCCGGCGCGUUCCUCUCACGCGGAACGUCAAUGGCACGCACAAUGCGCGUGCAUAGCGCGUGCUUGUGCGUAUGUACGCCCGUUUGUCCACGCCCGCGCACAUGUAUUCGACUUUUCUUUCGUCUUUUUUUUUUUUUUGUAUUCUGUAACAAGGCAAUAAUCUACACUACGCCGUAGUAUUAACUUAUAUUCUAAUAAGAAGAAGAGAGCGACGCGACUGCGUGCACGCGUUAUCCGAACAACGAUUGCCAAUACUUUGUAAUAAUGUUCGCCGUGUCUUUGCUUUCGAUCGACUGUUAUAAAUGCGAUGAUGUAUGUGUACAUAUAUGUAUCUAUAUACGCAUAACACAAAGUCUGUAAACGUUGUUCAAUCGGUAUCUUAAAUUAUUGUUGGAACUAAGGCGAACGCUUAAGCAUCGUAGUGGUGGUAAACGACGAUGCUCAGGCGCAUUUUAGCACGAUAUCGUAUGCCAUUGCGAGUGCUACAUCUAUUUUAAUCCUCUGGAUUCUUAUUCGCAAUUGGACCAAUUUUAUCUUUCAAUGAUUGUUUUCUAUGUUUUUCUUUUUUUGAUAACGAGAUAUUUCGAAUUUUCGUAGAUUUCUAUAUCCAAUAAGUAUUUUAUAUAUAAAAAAAUUCUCUAUCUAAAGAAUUUAAAUUCGAGAGAAAUGAUUGAAUAUUCCAAGUGAAUGAACUUUUAAUGGAGAGUGUGAUUUCUGUGUAAAUUGAUAAUCCAAGAAUAUUUUCGGUCGUUUGCUGGCAAGGACAGGACAUUCAAAAAAUUAAGAUGCUGAGAGUUUUUCCCUUUAAUCAUUGUAUGUAGUCUUCGUAGACUGUCAUUUAAAUUUCUUCGAUAAUUUUAGAUUGUUCGAUAAUUUUACUUUGCAAGCCCCUAUCACAUGAAGGGAUCAAGAGUGCAGCUAUAACUGCGCAAAUUGUACAGGGGUACGCAAGAAAAUAAUGUAGCGUGAUCACAUGUACACACACAAAUAAUACGUUACUUGGCUCGCGACGACAUAUUUGUCGCAUUCGUCACCAUAUCGAAUCAUCAUAUCGCGUUACUCAGUACGCAUAAUCUUGCAGAUUCUGACGCUCACGAGAUUUUCUCUGUAUUACAAAUAAUUUGUUAUAAUAUAUCGAAGAGUAGUAUACUCACUCUUUGUUGCAACUCGUGCAAACCGUAUAUAUUUAUUAAUUUUUUGUUACCUUUAUGCAAGUUCGAACCUAUACAAGUACAACAUCGAUAU
Cyphomyrmex costatus is the source of this 2171-nucleotide messenger RNA. RefSeq lists its product as uncharacterized. The transcript is spliced from 5 exons. The coding region runs from base 268 to 810 and encodes 180 amino acids. NCBI's taxonomy places the organism in Eukaryota, Metazoa, Arthropoda, Insecta, Hymenoptera, Formicidae. Gene Ontology annotation, cellular component: membrane. The record is from RefSeq and is a predicted model, not a curated record.